Messenger RNA from Podospora pseudopauciseta, 344 nucleotides. RefSeq lists its product as uncharacterized. The coding region runs from base 1 to 129 and encodes 42 amino acids. The record is from RefSeq and is a predicted model, not a curated record. The transcript has 3 exons. Lineage: Eukaryota; Fungi; Ascomycota; Sordariomycetes; Sordariales; Podosporaceae.
AUGAUGAUAUGGGCCAAAAUCCAACAUGGUGCUUGCGGAGUUGCCAGUCUUGCUUGGAUGAAGCCAUUUGACGACAGCUGCCAGUUUUGUCAGCUUGGUGUUGCGAACCCGAUCCCCAUGGACCCUUAAUCCGACGACAAACCACGAGGAUGGUUAGAACCCGUACAAUAUGUAAGCACUUCAUCAAAAAGUGUCAUGAAACCAUGAAACCCAAUCCUUCGGAACCAUUUCAUCACACGGACCAGUAAGAUUUGGGAUUAGAUGUGCUCUCUUAGCGAUCAGUCACCGGAGCAAAUCAGAUCAUGCCUUUAUCUAUCCCCCCAUUAUCGAACUACAAAAAUCAC